Lichtheimia ornata is the source of this 2037-nucleotide messenger RNA. RefSeq lists its product as uncharacterized. Lineage: Eukaryota; Fungi; Mucoromycota; Mucoromycetes; Mucorales; Lichtheimiaceae. The transcript is spliced from 2 exons. The coding region runs from base 1 to 2037 and encodes 678 amino acids. Gene Ontology annotation, molecular function: protein binding. The record is from RefSeq and is a predicted model, not a curated record.
AUGGCCACCAUGGAGAACAUUAGCUGGUCCGAAUUACUAAAGGACACCAAUCUCACAGCUCAACAUGGCAAUGACGGCAACCGCAUUGUAGCAGCAACCCAAGCUCUACAGCAAACAGCGCAGCAAUUCGUCCAAGUCCUCAAUGAGCGUGCCAGGCUUUUCGCCAACAGUGCUCAAUUUGAUAAGGCGUUACAUGAUGCAGCAGUAAUAAGAGCCAUGCUACCAGGAUCAGGGCGUGGAUAUUUGUGUAUGGGAGACGUGUAUUGUCAACAAGGCCAUCAUGCAGCAGCCAUUUCCAUAUAUGAGCAAGGGCUUGAAGCAAUACCUGAAUCAGAUGCAUAUUAUCAGCAACUUCAACAACAUCGAAUGACAGCAAUAGCCAACAACAGCAAACGCGUCGACUUUAUCAGCCAAUUGCCAUUGGAUAUUGUGAUCACCAAUAUUGUACCAAGGGCGGAUCGAUUGUUCUUUUCAGAAUCAUCGUGCGAGUUUCUUUACGUAUCACGUGCAUGGCAGGAGCGCAUCUUGAAGCAACCCAAAGGCUUACGAUUUUACUUGGACGAAGGGCACAACACAUUGAUAAAGGGCCAUACACAGCUCAUCCGAUUUGCCUCCUAUGUUCAGAGCUUGCAAGCCACUCUAUAUCAGCGUAUUCGUUUGGAUGACCUCUUUGCCCGAGGACACUUCUCCAAUUUAAAAGAACUCUAUAUACAAUCUCUUUCGACAACUGGUCGCCUUCCAUUGAUCCAUGGCCUGCAAUUGGUUGGCAAUUCGCUGACACACUUGACGCUCUUUGAGUGCCCUUAUAUUCAAUUACGUGACGCCUUGGAGGCAUGUCCAAAUCUUGUACGGCUUGAAACAAUGAAUGUGGAUGCAGUGAUGUCUUUAUCGCCUUCAUCAAGUUAUCCCAAGCUCGAGCACCUUUCACUUUACGAUAUCUCAGAAUACGGUCGCUCUCAUGAGAAUAUGGUCGAUGUCCUUGCUCGUUUUCCUUCCUUGCGUGUGCUUGAAGUUUCGCCAAUGGCCGAUUCCAGCAUCUUGCCUAUCCUACACAAGCAUUGUCCUCACCUACAGACCAUUUAUUACGAGCACGUGGACGUGGAGUUUGGUACAGCUACAACAGAGUUUCAUCCAAAUCGAAAAGGAAUCGCGUCAGCUUAUCUAGGCGGCAGCGAAUUGUAUAAGCAAGAUGACCUGAUUCAGUUCCUACACCUACAGCAAAAUUCAUUGGAAGGGCUUUAUUUCCAUGGGAACAUUCAAAUCAAUGAUGAUGCCUUUUGGGAUGUAUCAAAUGGACGCGUUCGACUGAGGGAUCAAUAUCAGCAUCAACAACCUCCUGAGGGCAACCCAUCUGAAUCAUCAUUUCCGCGACUGACAGAACUUUACUUUACAAGUAACCUUCCAACUACUACACACAUGCAAAUGAUGCUGUGGAUCGCAUCGAAUGCACCCAAUCUCAACACCAUCCAUAUCCAUAUUUCAUCUUUUCGAUCUCAUUUCGCACACGCUAUGAUCAGGUUGAAACACCUUCAUACAGUAAGAAUCAACGCUCUAUCCAACGACGUGAACGACACCGGCAUUCAGCAAUUCUUGGAGCAUCAUGUUGCACUUGGAGAUCAAUCAACACUCGAACAUGUGACUUUGCGUAUGGGCCGUGUAGGGGUGUCUCAAAACGCAUGGAUAGCUUUACUUUCAAGGUUGACGCGUCUCAAGAACCUCGAAUUACUUGCUGGAAUCAUGCCUGAGAAUUGCAUCCCCAUCAUGGAGGAAAUAGGUCAAGGUUGUCCCGCUCUCAAAAAGUUGACCCUCGGUGUGUAUGAUGCCGUGUUAGCUGAUGGUCUCUUGAUGCCUUUACGCAAGCAUUCGAAUCUUCAAUGCCUUUGGAUUGGAGCUACAUCUUUAUCCGAUACGAACCUGCUAGCUUUGUGUACAUUCCACCAUUUAAAGCAACUCUCUCUUGAGUGUCGUGUUCCAAAAGGUUUACUUGAGAUACUACAAGAUCAUAUACCCAAAGUCAAUAUUUUCCCUUAUGGAUAG